Messenger RNA from Megalobrama amblycephala (Wuchang bream), 1536 nucleotides. RefSeq names its product sialic acid-binding Ig-like lectin 14. Lineage: Eukaryota; Metazoa; Chordata; Actinopteri; Cypriniformes; Xenocyprididae. The record is from RefSeq and is a predicted model, not a curated record.
GUGCUGUCGUGCUUUGGAGAUGUUUGGAAGGUGAAGGUAGAGUCUGAAAUGGAGGCUCUGGUCUCAUCUUGUGUCGUGUUGCCCUGUUCAUUCAAAUACCCUGCUCAACAAACACCUUCCAGUCGUAUUAAAGCCAUGUGGCACAUGAAGGCCAAAGGGGAGGAUUACAUCUAUCACAAUGAUCCUACAAGGGUUCUAGACAAUUUCAAGGGUCGUACAAAACUGAUUGGUUCACUGGGUGCUUUAAACUGCUCCUUGGAGAUUGAUGAAAUCAAAAACCAUGACAACGGCCCGUAUUGUUUCAGGGUGGAAUUAGAGACAUAUGGAAAAGACAAGUACUCCUUUGUGGAGAACUGUGUGAGAAUUAAUAUGAUUGGGCAAGCAUCAAAACCUGUGCUGCAGUCUGAGGCGUUUGUGCAAGAGGGUGAAUCCACAGUCUUCAGAUGCUCUGUCCGGCACACCUGUCCGUCCCAUCAGCCCACUCUCAGCUGGAGCCACUCUGGAAAAACAAUCAUGAGCUAUAAGGACAUUGGUCAUGGAAAAUGGGAGGCAGAAUCUCUCCUUACCUUCAUCCCAACAAAAGAGGAUAAUCUCAACUCUAUCACAUGCACUGUCAAGUACCACGGGAGUGUCCGGGGUGAAAUGCAAGCCACAGAGCGUAUCACUGUGAAAGAACAAGCAACUCUUAUGUCAAACUUUGUUCAUGAACCUUUUCCCCUUUUUGAUUCUAUAUGUUUUAUUUUAUUUCCUCUUUGAUUUUACCUCCUGUUAAAUGCUUUUCUGCAUGUUGACUAAAAGUGAUAAACAGCAGCAUAUCAAUGUGACUUUUCAAAAUGAUCUAAAACUGUGUUACAUUAUAUAUUUUAAAAGAAGGUACAGAAAAUAAGAUGAUUAAAUAAUGGCCACGUUCACACAGUCAUUUUUUGGGAUCUAACACCUUGAUGAUGCACAUGCACAGUAAGUUACUGAAAACGAAACCACACAAAACACCUUAGAAGAGUGGCUCUUUCACACUGUAUGACGUGACAGACAACUAGCUGUUCCAUUCACACAGUGCGAAUAUUCAGAGAAUGAAAAUUUACAAGUGUGAGUUCGGUUAUAGAAUGCGGUUGUCACUCCCAUAAAUAACUGUACUGCGUGUGAACGCAACCAUAUUAAGGAUUCAAAUACAGGACUGACAUCCGUAUUCUGCUUCUGUGUGAACGUGGCCAAUAUCUAAUCAAGUAGCACAGGAGCAAAAAACUAAAUGCUUAAACAUUAUAUUGUAUCUAGAUAAGCACUGUUUGCUAUAAUCAUCCAAUGAACAUCUAGCCAAAUAUGGUAAUGUCACGAUUUGAGUUCUGUUCAUGUGUAGAGUUUGUUUUCAGUUUGAUAAUUGUAUCUAUGGUUUGCCCAGUUUAUUUAGCCCUGUGUUUUCCUCAGUUCUUUGUCUGUCUUUCUUGGAUAUUGUUGUGUUGUUCUGUUAGAAUUCUGUUCCAGUUUGCUGAGUAUACUGCUAUAUUGAGUUUUGUUUUAUUAAAAGUAUUGCUGCACUUA